AUGGCAGAGAAUGAGGUACAUUUAUUUGAUGUGGAAAAGGAAAAUCAAUCACUUUUAGACACUUUUGAAAAAGUACAAAGUUUCGUUGAACAAGAAAUCAUUGAAGGAAAUAAUAAUGGAGAGUGUAGAAAAGAUUGUUUUGUUAAUGUUAAACAUAAUUUAAGAUCUAAAAUCAACGAUAGUGAUGAAGAAAGUGACGAUUCUGAUCCUGGAGAUGAAAGUGAAAAAACUUCAUGCAAUAUUAAGAAAGAAAUAAGGGAUAGUGACUUUUCUGAAGAAGAUUAUACAAAUUCCUCACAUUAUGAAGAUGAAGUCAUGUUUGAGACGAAAAUAGAAGUGGAAUAUCAUGGGGUUGAAUAUGGUAAUAAAGAUAAAUCAGGGGAUGCCAAUGAAUUUAUAAAAAAAGAAAACAUAGAGAAUACCAGCCCUUCCAGAAAAAGUGAAAUAAUAAAAGGUGACAAAUCCAAUGGCGUUAAAAACCGUUGUCCGCAGUGCCUAAAAGAGUUCACAAGAAAAGCUAAUUUAAAACAUCACCUUAAAAGCCAACAUGGCGACCCCUUGCAAAGAAAAAAAUACAAAUGUCCACAGUGCCCAAAAGCUUACACAGAAGCUCGUUAUUUAAAAAAACACGUGUCACGUUGUAAUAUAAAAUACAAUGGUUUUGAACACACGUGUCCACAUUGCCCGAAAGUGUACAUAAAUAAACAUCAAUUUAAACAGCAUGUAGAAAGCCAACAUGGCGAUCCCUCGCAUAGAAAAAAGUACAAAUGUCCACAAUGCGACGUAAUGUUUUCUAGUAUAUUUAGUAAGAGCAGGCAUGUUCAAAUACAACACUCAUUGUGUGCUAAAUACAGUUGUCUGCAUUGCCCAAAAGCUUUCACAAGGAGUGAACAUUUAAAAAGCCACGUUCGAAUUAAACAUGGCGAUCCUUUGGAACGAAAAAAAUACAAAUGUCCACAUUGCCCAAAAGCUUACACAUAUAAUCAUAAUUUAAAAAAACACGUUCAACGUUGUCACAAAUUAAUUUGUUGA
Brassicogethes aeneus is the source of this 1032-nucleotide messenger RNA. The record is from the annotation of a GenBank genome assembly. Lineage: Eukaryota; Metazoa; Arthropoda; Insecta; Coleoptera; Nitidulidae.